AUGGACACUUCCAUUAAGAAUAAUCUUAAUAUACUCGAUUUACCCGAUGAAAUAUUACUCAUCAUUUUCAAUAAACUGAAUAGAAUCGAUGCUCUCUAUUCGCUUGUGGACGUUAAUAAACGAUUUAAUCGAUUAGUACUUAAUUCACUUCAUAUUCGCAAUCUUGAUACGACCAGCAUGGUCAUAAAAUCAUAUUAUGAUCGUAGAUUUUCAAUAGACAAUAAUAUUCUAUCGAAAAUAUGUGAAAAAAUCUUACCUCGAAUUCAUCAUCAAUUAAAUCAACGUAUCGUUGAACAAAAUUCAGUGAAACAUAUUCUUCUUACUGGUUAUUAUCCUCAACUCGACUCGUUAUCACUUGUUAAUUUUCAAAAAGAAAUACUUUUUCAAUAUUUAACAGGUACAUUAUUUGUAUUAAAUAAUAAAAUGUAA
Messenger RNA from Rotaria sp. Silwood2, 429 nucleotides. The record is from the annotation of a GenBank genome assembly. NCBI's taxonomy places the organism in Eukaryota, Metazoa, Rotifera, Eurotatoria, Philodinida, Philodinidae.